GCCACUGGCUUGACCGACUCAACGACUUAAACCGGUUUGACAACUUUGGUUAUACCCAUUAAGAUUACAAUGUUCACCAUUGAUGAAAAGUUAUAAGAAUUUCGAAAAUGAAAAAAUAAUUUUAAUGUCACCUUCAUGUCAUAAGAAAUUCAACAUUUCAAUUAAUUUAAAAAAUUUAAAUACACAUCGUAAAUACAUUGUGUUCAAAUGACAUUCCGACCAACGGGUCGGACAACAAGCUAGUAUGAAGAAUGGAGCUCUAGAAGGGAGCCUAGAAAUUCUGCCCAUCCUUCUCAGCUAGGAGAGUAUCAUUAAAACUCUGGCUCUCUGCCAAGGAAUUACGUCAAGGUAAUCAUGUGUGAUGGAGCUUUCAGAAGCGACAUCCAGAAGGCGAGCAUUGUCAUUAUUAUAAAAGAUGCUCAUGGGAAGAUCUAUGACGGGAGAGCUGAGAAAAUUCACUAUAGAGCAUUUGCGACUGCUGAGGCUUUCGCCAUCCUUGAAGUCGUUAAAUUGGCUGCACAGGAAGAGAAUGCAAUUCUGAUAAUUUCAAAUUGUAAGUGUGUUGUUGAUGCUAUCGGGAAGCCUCUUGAGGAAUGUCCUAUUGGUUUUGAAGCAUCCAUGGCGGCAAUCCAAGGACUUUUAAAUGAGUCGGACUGGUGCAAUGUCGCUUUUCAAUCGAGAAGUGUGGUUAAAGAGGCGGAUUUCAAAGCAAAGAAGGCUUGCAACAACACUUUACUUCCGGAUUGGAUAGCGAGUUUCUUUUAACGUUGAUGUCCUACUUUUGUUUCUCUUCUGUAAGGAUUUGUUUGCUGGUGUUUCUUUUGCAGAGUCUAUACUCCUUGCAAGAACUCUUCACCAGAUUUUGGGGGCUGUGAAUGAUACUAGUAUCAUGUUUCUAAAAAAAAGUAUUAAUUAUUUUCCACAUUCAAGUUUCAACUGUUUACAAAAAAUCAUGAAUCACACAUGGGAGGAUUUAAAGCCCAACCUAUAAAAUGUGAUUUAUCAU
Molecule: messenger RNA, 1006 nt
Organism: Linum trigynum
Lineage: Eukaryota; Viridiplantae; Streptophyta; Magnoliopsida; Malpighiales; Linaceae
Source: the annotation of a GenBank genome assembly